UUCGCCGAAGUCGUAUUUUGCCUCGGCUCUGGUGCUGUCAAAAUGUAUAGAAUUAGAAUAUUAUUUGCAAUAAAAUUGCACUGGAUGACAGAGGGACCAAGAAAGAUGACAUCACAGAAUUGCUCGCUACUGUCUGGACCAACGGAAUGUCAAAACGGAGGCACUUGCCAACAACCUGACUUGACUUGUAUGUGCACCCUUGGGUACAUUGGUCGCUAUUGUGAAAUACCAAUAACGUCAUCACAAGACUGCUCAUCGGUGCCAGGACCAACGGACUGUAAAAACGGCGGCACUUGCAAUAAUGAAUUGAUGUGUAUGUGCACUCCCGAGUACGUCGGUACCUUUUGUGUCUUCCCAAGGUGCACGACUGCAGGGGACUGUUUGAAUGGUGGCUAUUGUCUGAUUCAAUCACCACCUGAGUUGAAUGAGUGUAUGUGUGCUGCUGGGUUUGGAGGAGAUAGGUGUGAGAUUGCUGGAUGCAGGGGUUCAUUGGAGUGUCAGAAUGGAGGAACUUGUGUUAUAGUACAACCACCGGAUCUCAAUACGUGUAUGUGUGCUCCUGGGUUUGAAGGAUUAAGAUGUGAGCUACCAAAUGGUUUUGUAGGGUGCAGCAGCUCGGUGGACUGCCUGAACGGAGGAGCUUGUAUUAUUCAACCUGAAGGAAAUGAAUGUAUGUGUGCUUAUGGAUUUGAAGGUGAUAUGUGCGAGGAAGCUGUUACUGGAGUUGAUGGCUUUGAUGAGCCUUGUUCUGGUAUGGGUGAAGGGUAUUGCCUGAACGAGGGUGUUUGCGAACCUCUGUAUGACGACCCAUCUCGUUGGAAAUGUAGAUGCACAUCGGACUACGCAGGACCCAUUUGCGACGACGAAAAGGCCUGUUCUGCAAGCAAUAUGUGCUCUGAUCAAGGGACGUGUGUGGACGAGAGAUGUCAGUGUAUAGUUGGUUUCUCCGGGUUCCUCUGUGAAAUCGCGUGCACCGAUAAUAGCGAGUGUUUCAACAUGGCAACCUGUGAUAUACCAUCGGGAGAGUGUAUCUGCCUGCAAGGAUACACAGGGCCCAAGUGUGGACUUGGUGUGGGCAACCAACCACGCUGCCUGAUCGAUAGAGACUGCCUUAACGGAGGUACGUGUGAGAAUGACGGGACAUGUACAUGUAUCAAUGAUUUCAACGGACAGCAAUGUGAAAUUGCUUGUUCCGACAAUAGCCAAUGCAAGAACGGUGGCAAAUGCAGAAUUAAAAAAGGAAAAUGCGACUGUGUUGAUGGUGCUACUGGGGUCCGAUGUCAAAUGCUUCCGGCGGCUUCAUCCACGGUUGUCAUUAUUGUGUCAGUCGUUGCAGUUAUCCUCGUCUUACUCGUCAUAAUCCUAGUGAUAAUACUCCUCAAGAAGCACAGAUCCAAGAAAAGAAACCAAACAAAUAAUGGACAUGUAGAGAUGGCGCCCAGGUCUAGAUCAAACGAUUACAUUGGCAUCAGGGAUGACAAUAGAUGGUCCGGCUCAAAAGGUUCUCUUUUGAAGGCUGAAAACUUUGAGCCGACCGGGAAGGAGUUUCCAAGGGAGCUGCUCCACGUGAUGGGAGAGCUUGGAGCAGGCUCGUUUGCCAACGUACACAAAGCUGAAGCUGAUGGUAUCAUAAAGAAGGGAAUUAUGACGACUGUUGCUGUCAAGAUGUUGAAGACCUCAGCGACUGAGACAGACAAGAGUGAUUUUAAUAAAGAGAGAAAUAUGUAUCUUAAUCUGGGAUCUCAUCCGAAUGUUGUGAAAAUGCUAGGAUUCUGCACUGAACAGGAACCCUAUUUCCUUAUCAUGGAAUACCUACCCAAUGGUAACCUGCAGUCCUACCUGAGACACAUUCGUACAGGUUCCAAGGAGCAAUAUGGUAACGUUAAGGAGGAGAAAAGGAACUUUCUACUUCCGGAUGAAAUCUUAUCCUUUGCCAAUAUGGUCGCCAACGGCAUGGAAUUCCUCUCCUCGAAAUCGUGUAUUCACCGUGACCUUGCCACACGAAAUAUUCUACUUGGAGAGGAUCUUGUCGCCAAGGUGUCUGAUUUCGGACUAGCUCGAGAUAUCCAAGAUGAACAGCAAUACGAGAUGAAAUCAAAGGGUCGGGUACCAGUCCGUUGGAUGGCCCCGGAAUCGUUACACGACAACAUCUAUACUUCGAAGAGUGACGUGUGGGGUUAUGCUGUGCUCAUGUGGGAACUAGUUACGCUAGGUUCACAUCCCUACCCAGGCAUGUCAUCUCGUGAGGUCAUGGAGAAGAUCAAGGUUGGCUACAGGCUUCCCAAACCAGAGCACUGCAGUGAUGAAAUCUUUGAUUUAAUGAAAGAAUGCUGGAGUGAAAAUCCGGACCAAAGACCAACCUUCACCGAGAUAUGCACGAAACUGGAUCGCCUGAUGGCUGACGCUAGUGGAUACCUCAUUAUGUCUGAUCUGAAUAAAGAUGACUACCUCUAUCUAGAACCGAACCAGACUAAGACUAAUACAGCUGAUGAUGUCUGAACCUGCUCGAACUUCCUGUAAUAACGAUCAUUCUACAAAGAUACAUUUUGGUACGAUUGUUUGUCUAUGUAGGGAAAGCUCCAUUAAAGACACUGUACACUAUUGGUAAUUGUCAAA
Messenger RNA from Asterias rubens (European starfish), 2616 nucleotides. RefSeq names its product proto-oncogene tyrosine-protein kinase receptor Ret-like. Lineage: Eukaryota; Metazoa; Echinodermata; Asteroidea; Forcipulatida; Asteriidae. The coding region runs from base 43 to 2499 and encodes 818 amino acids. The transcript has 18 exons. Gene Ontology annotation, cellular component: signaling receptor complex. Gene Ontology annotation, molecular function: transmembrane receptor protein tyrosine kinase activity; ATP binding. The record is from RefSeq and is a predicted model, not a curated record. Gene Ontology annotation, biological process: multicellular organism development; cell surface receptor protein tyrosine kinase signaling pathway; protein phosphorylation.